CCCUUAACCACCACCUUAGAUCCAUUCUCUUGAUAGGUAUUAGGCCCAUAAGUCCUAUGCUGGUUUGGCUUUGGCUUGGACGCACUGUCUCUAGAUAGACCCACACACAGACAGACAGUGUGUCCAUUCAUUCAUUCAUCGAGGCAUGUCCCACUUCCAUUCAUCCACUGUCUCUCUCUCUCUCUUACCUCUCUCUCACCCUCUCUCUGCCGGUGAAGGCCUGGACAGCUCUCGCCAUCGGUCGGCCAGCCGAGCCACGGCUGCUAUGCUAUAGAAGGAGUUAGUCAGCCAGGACGGAUGGGCGGGUGGGUGAGGGCACCUGCCUGCCUGCCUGCAAGGUCCCCAAACAGAGACAGACAGGUGACCCCCCUCCCUCUACACGCAGAUAGAUACGUCAGCAAGGUAGAUAGAAUGCAGUGAGUGAGUGAGUGAGUCAAAAUCGGUGCAAUGCAAUGCCAAUCACUCAGUGCAAAAACAGGCUGGGGAUGGUCGUCUGUACACAUGACCAAGGAUGUAUGUAUGUGCGUAUGUAUGCAAUACAGUCAGUCCCGCGUGGCACGCACGGGUCGGCCAAAAGCACCACUAUCUAUCCACAGGCACUAGGUCCCCCUAUAUCAGCGGGUCAGGCAGUCAGUCGAUAAAGACGAAUGGCAGGCACUCUCAUUCCGGUAGCUAGUAUGUAUGCCUCACAUACGUGCCAGCCGCGCCCAUUUAGUCAUUGUACACCCCUGCCCCCCAGACCCAACAUGAUACAUACCAGCGAGACGAAUGAAUGCCAAAAGAGACCCAGCACCCACCCACCCUUACACAGAUAAACCAAUGUGCGAGCACUUCGCUGUCCCUCUCUUACCUUUCUCUCCUCUGCAGCGCAGCAAUCGUCCAUACGAUAUCGCCCACUCACGGUGACCCAGCCGGUUGGCAAGAUACAUACAUAAUGCUAUCGACACCCUUAGAUUUCCCUCCGCCCACCCAUUCGUUCCAACCGUCUGUCUUCUUAAGACUGACUGACAGUCUGCUAUCUAUCGGUCAGCAUCCGCGAGCACAAAGCUCGUCUGCUCCAGCACUUGCCGCCCUCCAGGGAGACUUGGUGACAACGCUGGCAGCCGCAUGCCGCUUUCUGCCUCGGAGGGGAAGACAUCCGCCCCUCCACCCCUUGCCCACACACGCUCGGACAGGCCGAAUAUCAGCUGCCUCAGCGGCCGCCUCUCAGCUGUGGGUGUCUGUGAUAAUGCUGUGUCCUGUGCUGCUGGUGUUGCUGCUGUCUGUGCUGAUGCGUCUGCCUUGAGGGAUCGCUGUGCGGCCCUGGGUGUGAGUACGGCUUGGUACUGGUCGUUGUUCUGCAGCAGCUUGAUGGCCGUGGCCACCAUGGGGUCGUACUGCAGGUUCUGGGAGAGGCGGAGGGUAUCGGGCAGAUACCUGCACACAGGGAGGGAGGGAGGGAGGGAGGAACGCAUCAACACCAGGUGUGUGUGUGCCUGCAUUUGGUGGAGGUGAUGUGUGAUUGCCUUUGUUUGAUGGCGUCUGCGAGGUCGAGUUUGAGUUCCUUUGCGUUGCGGACAAAGUCAUUCUUGAUCUCCUUGGCCAAGUCCUCCCUGCAGCCAGUCAAAGACGCCAUAUAUCAUAUGCUCUCCUGUUUGCACUGGGUCGUGUAUGUAUGUCUGUCUAUGUGACCUACCUGAGUUGUUGUAUUCCCUUUUCGACCGCCUUUGUGUACGACUGGUCGCUGCGGUCCAACUCCUUCAGCAACGUACCUGCUCACACACAAGAGACAGACACAGGGAGGGAGGCCGGAUCCCCCCACACAUCACACACAUGGGGUGGUGUGCCUUGUCCGUCCGGGCUCUCUCACCUAGGUCGUUGAGUUGCGAUGCGUAGAGUGUGUCGAGUUUGAUCUUGCCGCUCUUGACGCGCUCCAACACCCACCUGUGACCAUAUAUGAAGGCGCAGGGCAGGCAUGGUGGAAUCAAGGAUACUCGUCUGUCUGCAUGAUGUGUGUCCAUCCAUCGAGGGAUGUAUGUUUGUCGGGUAGGUACCCUUGGAAAGCGUCGUAGAUGUCGUCAAUCUGGCUGUCGAUCUCACCACGAUACUGCACACAGUGCAGUGCAAUGGGCGGGCACAGAUAUGAUGCCUGUGUGAGAGUCUGUCUGGUGUGGGUCGCCCCCCACCCACCUCAUUGAAUUUGGACCACUCAGCCGCAUAGUCGAACAUAGCUCCCUGAUACGAUACACAAACACAGGACGCGGGACACACACGUGUGUCGGUGUUCCUUCCCCACCACACCCACCCACACACACACACACACGCACACACACGAGGAAGAGCCCUUUGGGGGUACAUACCUGUGAGAUGAGUGUGAUCUCGAGAGGAGAGGUCUUGGGCAGGUUGACCUUGACGUCGGCCUCGAUGCCGCCACCGUCGCGCACGUACCGACCCCCACGCGUCUUGAACACCUUCCUCUCGCUCUCGGAUAUCUCGUCCGACAGAUACCUACACACACACACACACACACAGAGAGAGAGAGAGAGAGACAUGGAUGAAACCAUAUGCGCCGUGUGUCUGUCUGUGGACCCACAUGUCUGUCUGUCACACACCUGAGGUCGCUGUCGUCAGCCUUCCUCCGUCCGUUCCUCCGUGACUGUGGGUCGGUCGUCGAUGGCCCAUUAUUGUUCUCCUGCGGGGCCGUGGGUGUGCCCUGGGUGUCCUCGUUGGGUGUUGUGGUUGAGGCGUCGGCCAUGUUGACGCCGCCCUCCGAGUACUUGACGCUCUGGAUGCACCGACCGCUGGGCGUGUAAUACCUGCACGCAGGCAUGCCGAGAGGGGGGGAGAAGGCGCGUGUUGCUCUCUAUCUCUCUUUGUUGCUCUGUCUCUCUUUCGCAUCAAUCGAUCUGAUUCAGGCUGAUGGCCGGCUGACUUUGCGACGGUAUAUUUGAGAGCGGUGUCAAAGGGAAGGGCCUCGACGUUCUGGACCAGACCCUUGCCGAACGUCCUGCAGCAGCCUCACACACGCAUGGAUGGAUGGAUGGAUGGAUUGCGUGAUCUGGCUACUUACUGGCUCACUCACUCACCUUCCUGUGCCGACGAUGACGCCACAGUCCAGGUCCUGAAAGAAGAGACGAAUAUACGAAUGGGCUGGCCCUGCUUGCCUGCCUGGGCAUCGAUCGCAUCGAUGUAUGAAACCCCCACUGACUGACCUGUAUGGCUCCCGAUACAAUCUCAGCUGCAGAUGCGGUGGCUUCAUUCGUCAGAAGAACCAACUUGACGCUCGGGUCCAACACGGGCUCGGUCGUACUCCUGGUGGAACAUACAAUACACACACACGGAACGAUGUGUGAACCAACCUCGUGUGUGUGGGCGUGGCGUGUUGGUCGUUCGUUCUCACUCACUUGUAGGCCACUCGCACGAACGACCGCCCCUGUGCGCUCACUAUCUCCGACCCCUAUGUAUGUCAAUCACAGAUAUAUACAAUACACGCAUCGAAUCGACCCAUUCAUUCAUGUGUCACCCUGUCUGUCUGUCUGUCUUUGUGUGUUGGCUGGGCUGUGAGCUCACCCACUUUGGGUACGAACAGUGAAGCGAUGUCGACGGCUGAGUUGAGGAGGCCGCCAGGGUUGCCCCGCAGGUUCAGCACCACCCCGUCCAGGCCGGCUCGCGGGGCGUUCUGCUGCAGCCAACGGAGCGCCACGCGCAUCUCCUGCACACACCCACCCACACAGGCCAGGACACACACAAGGAAGUCAGUCAACUCGGUGUCGCGUAUGUAUGUCUUGUAUGCAAUCCAGGCUGACGGCGAAUGAUGAGGCUGAGAAGCCACUGAGCUGGAUGUAACCUACACACGCACGACAGACACGACAGGCAGACAGACAGACAGAGGGAUAGAUUAGGUAGGACAGGUCAAGUGCUGAGUGGACUGGGCUGGUGGUACUCCCUCGGUCAGUUAGUUACCGAUUCCAUCGUCUCUGCUGCCGAGAUACUGGAAGAGCUUCACAUUAGGGACGCGGACCAGCCGACGGGUCAGCGUCACCUGAAGAAAGAAGGAUAGAUACAAACCAAAGCGUGGCGCACUCUCAUGCACACGAAGGGGAAUGGCAUGACCAUCCGUGCACUGAACUCACUGCCCGUCUUCCUUCCUUCUCACUCACCGAUUGCAGUCCGUCGACUCCAUCCCUGAUGAAGGCCACGUUGACUUGCGAGUCAGGCGGGCCCCUUAGCAUGUUCUUGACUGCACACACACCACAACCCCACCCACAUGUGUCUCUUGUGGGCCCCGUCUCUUCAUUCAUACGUCCACCACCCAUCCCUCAUUCAUUCUACGAUAGAUACCUUCCUCAGGCGAGAGGUUAGCCACGGGUCUGCCCUCGACCUCCACCAGAUGGUCGCCCACCCUCAUGCCAGCGUCGAAGGCAUAGCCCUCGAACGCACCCAUCACUAUGAUGCCCGUCGGGUCCUUGCCGCGCUGCGGAAAGGAGGCUCGCUGGGAUGGGGAUGUUGGCUGGGAUGGUGAGGGUGGGGAGGGGGAGGGGGCGAUGCGUUGGGGGAUGGGCUCGGCCGACGCCGUGAAGGGGCGGAGGGUGGAGGCCAUCGGGCCGAUGCUGUCGUCCUUUGGCUUCUCGGCCUCGAGGAUGAGGUCGAUCUCCUUGGUGGCCGUGUCAAUCACCUGUAUGCAUGAGGACUUAAAGGAGUGAUUGAACGUGCCUCGUGUGUGUGUGUGUGUGUGUAUGUGUGGUGAUGACGGCUACCCUACCCUUUGAGGCGGGUUUCUGUCGACGGCAAUGACGAGACCCACACCGCCGUAGCGGCCUGCGACAUUCUCACGAAGAUCUGACGCUGCCUGCACACAUGAUAAAGCAGAGCGACGACACCGUGAGAGGAUGUGCAUGUGUCAGUUUGGCUGGUGUGGUGACCUGUAGGUUUUCAAACUCCGUGUAUGGGUCAAGGCUCCUCAGCAUGGCCGUCACGGCCGUGUUGAACAGCUUCUCUGUGUCGACCUUCUCAACGUAACCUGAACGAACAAUCAUUGGGUACCAAACAACCAUAAUCACUCGACGCCACCCACCCACCGCACGGCACGCACCCAAGUCUCUCUCUGGUGUGUGCCGCCCAGCUCACCUCGUAGAUGCAGGACGUCGGCCGCAUUGCCAGCAUCGCUGAAGUGUCUGUGGAGGACUUCGAGG
Messenger RNA from Vitrella brassicaformis, 5171 nucleotides. NCBI's taxonomy places the organism in Eukaryota, Vitrellaceae. The record is from the annotation of a GenBank genome assembly.